Molecule: messenger RNA, 2769 nt
Organism: Herpailurus yagouaroundi (jaguarundi)
Lineage: Eukaryota; Metazoa; Chordata; Mammalia; Carnivora; Felidae
Product: zinc finger protein with KRAB and SCAN domains 8-like
Exons: 4
Coding region: 173-982 (269 amino acids)
Biological process (GO): regulation of transcription by RNA polymerase II
Cellular component (GO): nucleus
Molecular function (GO): DNA-binding transcription factor activity, RNA polymerase II-specific; RNA polymerase II transcription regulatory region sequence-specific DNA binding
Source: RefSeq, a predicted model, not a curated record
CAAGAAAUAUCAGUCCUGGGAGCCAAGGGAGGGAGAAUCACUGUCCCCAACUCCUACCCAGGAACGCACCAUUAAAAUCUCAACUAUAGGAACCCUUUAUCCCACGAGAGGGUUAAGUCCAGGCCAGAGGCACGAAUAAGGUGUCUAUUCUGAAGGGAAGAAUUCUGUAAGGAUGGACCCACACCAGCAGGUUGCCAGCUUACGGAAUGGGAGUACAUUACAGGUUUCUGAGCGCGAGAAAACCUCUCAGUACGUGAACCAGGUUCAAAGGCGGGAGGACAGGCCCACGGAAGGGAGACGGUAUGCCUGUAGUGAAUGCGGGAAGAAGUUUGCCCAGAGCUCAGGCCUCGUUCGACAUCGGAGAAUCCACACUGGCGAGAAGCCCUACGAGUGUGGUCACUGCGGAAAAGCCUUCAGCGUGCGCUCCACCCUCACUGUGCAUGAGAGAAUCCACACUGGCGAGAAGCCCUAUACCUGUAAUGAGUGUAGGAAAGGCUUCAGUGUGAGGGCACACCUGAUCAUACAUCAGAGAAUCCACAAUGGGGAGAAACCGUAUGAAUGUAAUGAGUGUGGCAAAGCAUUUAGUGUGAGCUCAGACCUUAUCAAACAUCAGAGAAUCCACUCUGGUGAAAAGCCCUAUGAGUGUGAUGAGUGUGGGAAAGCCUUCAGCGUGAGCUCCGCCCUCAUCAAACAUCAGAGAAUCCACACAGGAGAGAAGCCGUACGAGUGCAAGGAGUGUGGGAAGGCCUUCUAUGUGAACUCUGCCCUAAUUAACCACCAGAGGAUUCACUCUGGAGAAAAGCCGUACGCGUGUGGAGAAUGCAGGAAAGCCUUCAGCCAGAUCUCAACCCUAAUUCAUCACCAGAGAAUCCAUACUGGAGAGAAACCGUACGAGUGUGACGCGUGUGGGAAAGCUUUCCGUGGGAGUUCUAAUCUUACUAAGCACCAGAAAAUACACGCCAAAGGAAAGUGUCAUCAUUGAUUUAUGUGGCGAAGAUAUUCCAAAGGCCUUUUUUUUUUGUAUCAGGAGUUAACACUAAGAGAAGGGCAUGGAAGAAGUUGAUGUUUUAAUUGAUACCUGGUCCUUUAGAAUAUUGAAGAAGUGAGAAGUCCGUGAAAAGUGCUCCAGAAUGACUAGUUAAAGCUCUGAAAUCACGUCGACUUCUGAGAAUGCGCUUUCACAACUCACAAGGAUGGAGGUUUGCAGACAGACUCUUCUGGGUGGAGAAUACUCUUCUGAGAUCAGCACUGAAGUGAUGCCAUACCCCACCCCAAACCAGCGCAACUGAAUCCUAAGCAGUAAGUGAGGGUGACUCCUGGCCUUAGACAAGGAGUCUAUCUCCCUGCAGAGUUUUGCGGAAGUCUAGCACAGAGGACUAAAUGGGAACAUUCCCCAGGGCCUCCACAAGUCCAGGGGCUUCUGAAUAGGUCAGCCAAGUGAGGGAGGAGCCCCUUUGAGGAAUCACAGCUUGCACUGCUUCAAGCCAAGGACAGUAUCACUCUGAUAAAGGGAUAAGUCUCACUGAUAAGUAUCACUCUGGUAAAGACACUUGGGAGAACCUGCCCUGAAUUUCACUUCUGUCAGUGCCCUGGGAGUGGGAAAUUCUCCCUUCACCUUGCCCACAAUUUCAGCUUCAGCUGUGAUAAAAGCAUCUGCUGCUCAGUCUAACGUGAGUGAGUGCUCCAGAAAUGCCUCUCCCCGAGAAAACAAGCCCUGGAGCACCAGCAGUCCUGACUGAGCCCCAGCAGACUUGAGGAAACCCUAUGAGGAUUCUCAGCCCGGAAGGACCUUCAGUGUAAACCCAGGUCCCGUGGCACUGCACAGCAGAGAAGCCACCUAAAGAAGAGUCCCACGAGAGUAAAGAAUGUGGCAAAGCCUGCGGAUACUGGGAGGGUCUUGUCAGGCGUCAGAGGACCCGUGAGGAUAUCUUCAGUGCUGUAAAUGUUCGUGUGAGCUCAGCUCUCAUCAAACAGAAGCAAAUUCAUCUUGGACGCGAGUGCGUAGGUGGAAGGUCUUCAUUUGGAAGCAGCGCUUCUUGCCAGAAAACCCAUAAAUGGAAAAAUGUGGGAAGGCCUUCACUAAGAUCAGUCUUCUCCAUCAGUAAAUACACCCUGGAGCAAAGCCCUAUAUGUGUGACUGCUCUGGGGACCUUUCAGCGUUAGCUCAGUUCUUACAGUGGAUCAGAGAUUCCUCUUUGAGUGUAAGUGAUACGGGAAAGCCUUCAGUCAAAGUUCAAAUCUUACCAAACAUCAGUCUAUACUGGAGAGAAGUCUUCUGCCUGGGGUGGGUAUGAACUCCUUUCUUCAGACAUCAAAGGAUACACAACAAAAAUAAACUUCAAUUGUCAAAUAUAUGGUAAAGGUAUAGUACAGGACUUUUUCAACAUCAAGCAUCACAGUUAAGUAGGAAGAGCAUGCAACUCUUGAUCUCAGGGUCAUGAGUUUGAGCCCCGUAUUGGGCCUAGAGAUUAUUAAAUAAAUAAAAACUUUAAAAAUCCAACUGCAUACAAUCAUUUGACCAUUUUAUGGAAUUAAGACAAGUGUUUAUUAGAGACUUUGUCAGGUCACUUCAUGGGGAAAAGUGAAUUAAAACAUCUGUGACAGAUCUCUAUGGGUAUUUAACUUUCUUUGGCACAGUUAGCUUUCAUUUUCUGUAGUAAAGGUAGAGAAUGGGGGGAAAGUCUUUAUUCACAACCUUUGAUGAUUGAAACAUUAUUACAUUUAUUUUUGGCUUGGAAUUCAUGAUGCUAAUUAAAAUAGUUUUUCUAA